Chelonoidis abingdonii (Abingdon island giant tortoise) is the source of this 3181-nucleotide messenger RNA. The record is from RefSeq and is a predicted model, not a curated record. NCBI's taxonomy places the organism in Eukaryota, Metazoa, Chordata, Testudines, Testudinidae.
AAACCCACCUCCACGAGGGGCACAGCUCCCAGUGCUAGGAACGCAGCUCCCAGCGUUGGUGCACUGUCUACGCUGGUGGUUUACAGCGCUGAAACUUGCUGCACUCGGGUGUGUUUUUUCACACCCCCGAGUGAGAAAGUUGCAGCACUGUAAAGUGCCAGUGUGGACGAGCCCUAAUUCGUGCAGAUGGGAGUCCUGUUGUCUUCAAUAGAUUCCAUGCAGGCAAGAUUGCAGGAUUAGGGACCUAAAUUGUAAGGCAGCCCGGUCAUGGGACUCUUUUUUUUUUAAUGGUCUUUGAAGGCUUAAGCGCAUCUCUGUUGAUUCUGGUUUAUUUAUCUGGUAUUCAAAGCUCACCUUUGGAAAUGCAUCUUUUUGGUUCUGUGUAACUUUUGUCCCUUUCAAAAAAAUUGCUCUCCUGGUUUUCAAAACUUUCUAUGGGCCUUCUUUUGAUUUGGUGUCAGGAUGGGUUUCGAUUGUUUAAUCUCCUCGCUUGGCUAAAUUAUGGCCAGCUAACAUGGCUCUAGAUGUGCUAGACUGCAUCUUGAUGGGGUUUUUCAAUGGUCUUGAGCUAACAUGAUCGAAAAACUCCCAUCCUUUUUGCAUCAAGAGAAGGCUAUGAGGUAACUAAAAAAAAAAAAUAAAGAUCUGCUGGUUCUAGUAAUUAGACUACCAGACUAUAUACUCCUUGUCUUGUUUGUUGUAACUAUUUUGCCCUUGUUUGUCUGAAGUUACUUCUGGGUACCCAGAGUAAUAAGGUCUUAGGUGCCAAAGUUGUUAUAGUUAAUGCUAAAAAGUAUUGGAAACAAGGGAUAAAAUAUCAUGUUUUAGGGUUUGAGCUGAUCUUUAAAAAUUAGGGGUUUGGAUGAGAGUAUCACAGGGAUCAAAUUACCCCAUAGGAGCCUAGAGUGAGGAUUUUUGCACCUUCCUCUGAACCAUCUGGACAGUAAUUGGACAGCCAUACUUGAUCAGAGGCAUGCCUCAUCUAGUCCACGAUUCCAUGUUGCUGUAAGCAGCUAUGUGCAGUUUUAGUCUGGAAGUUCUCCUGCUCUCUACCGUGAUACAGCUCUGCAUAAAUGGCCAGGUGCCUUACAUGUAAUUAUUUUUCCUUUGUGUAAAAGACUGGCUAUCUGGCACAGCCUGUAUUAAGGUGAUUUUUUGUGUGUUACAUUUUUAGGUUUCUUUUCCCGCAUGCCUCCAUACGCUCUAUUUCUUUUUCCAUCAUUGAGAGUCCCAGUACUCAGUAGAAUGUUCAUUCUUCCCGUCUGUAAGCAUUUUGUAAUGCUCCAUGGCAUGUAUUCAUUUAAAAAGCAGGAGAAAUCUCAUUGGGAAGUUCUCCAGCAGGAGCAGCGGCUGAUGGAAGAGAAGAAUAAACGCAAGAAGGCACUCCUGGCCAAAGCCAUUGCUGAAAGAUCCAGAAGAACUCAGGCUGAAACAGUGAAACUAAAGCGGAUCCAAAAAGAGCUACAGGCUCUGGAUGACAUGGUGUCUGCUGACAUUGGGAUCUUAAGAAACCGAAUCGAUCAGGCCAGCAUGGAUUAUUCAUUUGCUCGGAAGCGAUAUGAUAAGGCAGAGUCAGAGUAUGUAGCAGCAAAGCUAGAUUUCCAACGGAAGACUGAAAUCAAGGAGCGUCUCACAGAGCAUCUAUGCACUAUAAUACAGCAGAAUGAACUCCGUAAGGCCAAGAAGCUAGAAGAGUUAAUGAAGCAGCUGGAAGUGGAGGCAGAUGAAGAAAAUCUGGAACUUGAGAUUGAGGUGGAGCAGAUGCUGCAGCAGCAGGAGGUAGAAGCAGGGAGACAGGCUGCCCAGUCUCAGGAUCUGUCUCAGACUGCUGAGGAAAAUGCAGUUCCAUGUGCUACAGCGAAGGAGAAUGAGCACACUGGUGCUGCUUCUGAACAGUUAGUGGAGCAGCCUGGAAAUUCCUGUAGCAAGUCACUUUCAAAUAUGGGUAGCCAAAAUCAAUCAGUAAACACUACUCGGGAUGAAACCCCCGCUCGCUCUGAUACAUUAUUAUUAUAUGCAGAUGAGGUCCAUUCAUCCCCGGAUUUGCUCACUAUUUAUGGAGCUUUGUGAGACUGGGGCUUGCUAGGAGGGAGUACUAAGAAGUGGGCAGCAAUGUUUGUCUGUAGGCUAGGCUUGUGUGAGAGUGAAAAUUCCCAGCUAACCAUUGCAGACAUCAACCCAAGAAAGGGAGAUGAAAGGUGUCAUAAAAGGUUAGGUUUUAUUACAGAGAUGUUCUUUUCCUCAUGUACAUAGGACAUUUCCAAUGUGUCCACAAAUUUCCUUUGCAGAUUUCUUUUAAUCAUGUAAAACCCAGCAAGUUUUCCGAGACAUCCUUGGAUAUGGUAGCUGAUACUUUAGUCUGUAGAGAAUUAUAAACAGAUUUAGAUUUGUAUGUUGCUACAAAGGCCAGAUUGGCUGUAAUAUUUCCUGUUUAUAACUGGUGUCUAUUUUUUACAAAUUAUUGUAAAAAUUCUUAAUAUCUAGUCUUUGGAGUCUGAUUUGUGAAAUUACAGCAUCAGAUAGGUUACAAAAGUAUCAGCGUAAGGUAUGGUAGAAAGGAUGUGGUUGCAGACAGUAACAGUACACUAGAGAUCUGGCUAGUAUUGAGGCAAAUGCGGUUACAAAUAUUGUCUCAUUUUCAGUAACGUCAUAGCUGCCUUAAAUCCGAGACAUCAAACUGGUGUUGAUAAAAUCAUGAAUAACCCCAAAAGUAAAUGGGAACUAAGCCUUUCCAUACAUUAUGUAAUGUUCAGUAAAUUCAAGUUAACAACUUCCUUGUCCUAAAGGUUGGUGUGUAUAACCCUAGUAGAACCUUGUUAAUUUGCUCAAUUAUUGUUUUCAAAGGGAUUUUAAAAAAUCAUUCCAGAUGGGGAAAGACAAAAGAAUACAAUUCUGGUUUUGCAAUGACCUCUUGGAGUAAGGUGGUUUGCAGAGAGCCUAUGACGCAACCAUGAACCAAACAGAAAAUUUCAUAUCUUCUCUGCUACACAAUCUGCAGCUCUCUUUCACUAUGGAAAUUUUAACUGUUUCUCUUAUACUGAACGUUUGUGUGUCACAGUUUGACAAUCACUGGAGUGACCCCACCAAAUGCGAUUGUGAGGAACCAGUUAUCUAUUCAGUCAUUGAAAGCCAUGACACUUUAUUCACAAUUUUUAUUGUAAAAAUAAAUUAAUGUAUCUUC